Messenger RNA from Erinaceus europaeus (western European hedgehog), 7155 nucleotides. RefSeq names its product diphosphoinositol pentakisphosphate kinase 1 (gene PPIP5K1). The transcript is spliced from 33 exons. Gene Ontology annotation, cellular component: cytosol. The coding region runs from base 1456 to 6150 and encodes 1564 amino acids. Gene Ontology annotation, biological process: inositol metabolic process; inositol phosphate biosynthetic process. The record is from RefSeq and is a predicted model, not a curated record. Gene Ontology annotation, molecular function: 5-diphosphoinositol pentakisphosphate 1-kinase activity; diphosphoinositol pentakisphosphate kinase activity; inositol hexakisphosphate kinase activity. Lineage: Eukaryota; Metazoa; Chordata; Mammalia; Eulipotyphla; Erinaceidae.
CUCAUAGCCGAGGGUCUGAGGGCUGCUGGGUGCUGGGCAGGAUUACUAAUUAUUUAUUAGCUGGUCCUUGCUGGGAGGAGGGCUCAGUGCCCAGCCUUUUUAGGGGAGUCCGUGGGGAACCUGUUGGCAGGUUGGGGAAAAGAAGGCAGGAGGAAUAAGUUGGCACAGAGAACAAGUGCAGCAAGCAGAACCGUUCACCAGCCUCCCAGGAAGGGCAUGGAUUAUGUGCAAAGGAGUAAAGGAAAAGAACUGAGUUUCCCACGUGCAGAGUGAGGAGAUAAGGGGGUGGGGUGCUUCAUGUGUUGGAAAUAAGUCCGCACUCUGUCGGUGUGACCCCCAGCCCCACUGAUGGAGGCCUCCAAGUACUACUGAGGAAAUUGAAGGAUUGCUGCACACACACACACACACACACACACACACACACACACACACACGUCUAAGGAUAAAGAAUAGUCACCGUUGCACUGUCCCUUCUCUAGAUCUGCAGGAAUGUCAUCCACAUGCUGGAGAAGGUUGGCCAUCUGACCUUCCCUUCUGCCCUAUUCACCCUAUUUCCACCUCCUUUCCUCCCUCCCUUCCUCCUUGUCUUUCUUUUUCUCUUACUGAUUCAAAGCAGGGUGAGACUGCCCUUUACCCUAGUGUGGAGUCCAGAGUCUUCAUUUCUUUCCUAACAAGUGAUUGGGGAGGGAAGGGAAAGCGGAGAGGGACACAGACAAUGCCAGUGACACAGGGAACACCACAUUUAAACCCCAGCUCCUCCUAGAGGUACAUCUAAAUAAAUCUUGGCUUAUUUCAUAGCUAUUUCUGGCAAGCUUCUAUUUUUUGCUUUGUUCACUAUGGAUUUAGACCUUUCAUCUCUCUACAACCCCAUCUUUCAGAACAAAUUCACCUCCACCCAUACCCCCCCCCACUCUGUUGCCUUGCUCCCAUUAACAGAGUUGUAAUAGAAUUUCAAGAAGGUGUGUGUAGAUUCUGUAGAAAAGCAGGAAGGAAUUAGUGGAAGGGAAGGAAAAGGGGUAGGAAUCUUAGACAUGAGAACGAGCUUCUGCUUCAGAUAAAAGAUAGAACGCAACGAGACUGUUGGCUUGAACUGUACAGGAGCCUUGGGAAUGCCACAGGUCAUGGAAAUUAGGUCAGGUCACUGCAGGAGACUUCAAGAAAUAGCCUGUUGGUUAGGUGGGGGAGUGUAUGAAUACGUGCAGACAUGUGUGAUUGGAAAUGCUAAGUCUAAGGGGAUUUUUAUGUCUCUGCAGUGUCUGAGCCAUGGAGACAGUGGAGGAACCAGUAGUAGGUUUUCCAUGAGGAGCCACCUUUCUCACUUGCUGCCGGAGCUAAUGGUCUUUCCCACUGGUAGAAUCAGGGACAUGCCGGCACUGUAAGGGCUAGUCUGGGGACCUUCUUACAACUGCCUCACAGCAGGGAAUAGGAGCGGGAUGAGUGGGCGCUCCGGCGGGGAUGUGGUCACUGCCGACCAGUGAGGGCGAGAGUGUCACAGCCCACUUCUUCCUCGGAGCUGGAGAUGAGGGGCUGGGCACCCGUGGAAUAGGCAUGAGGACAGAAGAAAGUGACAGCGAGCUCCUGGAGGAUGAGGAGGAUGAAGUGCCUCCCGAACCUCAGAUCAUCGUUGGCAUCUGUGCCAUGACCAAGAAAUCCAAGUCCAAGCCGAUGACCCAGAUCCUGGAGCGACUUUGCAGAUUUGACUAUCUGACUGUUAUCAUCCUGGGAGAAGAUGUGAUCCUCAAUGAGCCUGUGGAAAACUGGCCAUCCUGCCACUGCCUCAUUUCAUUCCACUCCAAAGGCUUUCCUCUGGACAAAGCUGUUGCUUACUCAAAGCUUCGGAACCCCUUUCUUAUCAAUGACCUGGCUAUGCAGUACUACAUCCAGGACAGGAGGGAGGUGUACCGGAUCCUGCAGGAAGAGGGUAUUGAUCUGCCUCGUUAUGCUGUGCUCAACCGUGACCCUGCCAAGCCUGAAGAGUGCAACUUGAUAGAAGGUGAAGACCAGGUAGAGGUAAACGGAGCUGUUUUUCCCAAGCCCUUUGUGGAGAAGCCAGUGAGUGCAGAGGACCACAAUGUUUAUAUCUACUACCCCAGCUCAGCUGGCGGAGGAAGCCAGCGCCUUUUCCGGAAGAUUGGCAGCCGGAGCAGCGUUUACUCACCUGAGAGCAGCGUCCGAAAGACAGGGUCCUACAUCUAUGAGGAGUUCAUGCCGACUGAUGGCACAGAUGUCAAGGUGUAUACGGUGGGGCCAGAUUACGCCCAUGCUGAAGCCAGAAAAUCUCCAGCUUUGGAUGGGAAGGUCGAACGAGACAGCGAAGGGAAAGAGAUUCGUUACCCAGUCAUGCUGACUGCCAUGGAAAAGCUGGUGGCCAGAAAAGUCUGCGUAGCUUUUAAGCAAACAGUUUGUGGAUUUGAUCUUCUUCGUGCCAAUGGUCACUCCUUUGUGUGUGAUGUCAAUGGCUUCAGUUUUGUAAAAAACUCCAUGAAAUACUAUGAUGACUGCGCCAAGAUUCUAGGGAACACCAUAAUGCGGGAGCUUGCCCCACAGUUCCAGAUCCCGUGGUCCAUUCCCACAGAGGCUGAGGACAUCCCUAUCGUCCCUACCACAUCUGGCACGAUGAUGGAACUUCGAUGUGUCAUUGCCAUUAUUCGUCAUGGAGAUCGCACCCCCAAGCAGAAGAUGAAGAUGGAAGUGACACACUCAAGGUUUUUCAUUUUAUUUGAAAAACAUGGUGGCUACAAGACAGGAAAAUUGAAACUAAAACGGCCAGAGCAGCUACAGGAGGUGCUGGACAUUACAAGGCUGCUGCUGGCUGAACUGGAGAAAGAACCCAGUGGUGAGAUCGAAGAAAAAACUGAGAAACUAGAGCAGCUGAAGUCUGUGCUGGAGAUGUAUGGCCACUUCUCAGGCAUCAACCGGAAGGUGCAGCUGACUUACUACCCUCAUGGGGUGAAAGCCUCCAGUGAAGGGCAAGAUUCCCAGGGAGAGGCUCUGGCCCCAUCUCUGCUGCUAGUGCUGAAGUGGGGUGGAGAACUGACUCCUGCUGGCCGAGUUCAGGCUGAGGAGCUGGGGCGAGCUUUUCGCUGCAUGUACCCUGGAGGACAGGGUGACUAUGCUGGCUUCCCUGGUUGUGGGCUGCUUCGUCUGCAUAGCACUUUCCGCCAUGAUCUCAAGAUCUAUGCUUCUGAUGAGGGUCGUGUCCAGAUGACAGCAGCUGCCUUUGCCAAGGGCCUUCUGGCACUAGAAGGGGAGCUGACACCCAUUUUGGUACAAAUGGUGAAGAGUGCCAACAUGAAUGGGCUCCUGGACAGUGAUGGAGAUUCCUUGAGCAGCUGCCAGCACCGCGUAAAGGCUCGUCUACACCAUAUUUUGCAGCAGGAUGCACCUUUUGGUCCUGAAGAUUAUGAUCAGCUGGCUCCCACUGGAAGCACUUCCUUACUCAACUCCAUGGCUGUCAUUCAGAAUCCUGUGAAGGUCUGUGAUCAGGUAUUUGCCCUGAUUGAAAACCUCACCCACCAGAUCCAGGAACGGAUGCAGGACCCCAAGUCUGCAGAUCUGCAGCUCUAUCACAGCGAGACCUUAGAGCUAAUGCUGCAGCGUUGGAGUAAGCUGGAGCGUGACUUCCGGCAGAAGAGUGGGCGCUAUGACAUCAGUAAAAUCCCUGACAUCUACGACUGUGUCAAGUAUGAUGUACAGCAUAACGGGAGCCUGGGACUUCAAGGCACAGCAGAGUUGCUGCAUCUCUCUAAGGCACUGGCUGAUGUGGUCAUUCCCCAGGAGUACGGGAUCAGUCGGGAAGAGAAACUGGAAAUUGCCGUGGGCUUCUGUCUUCCACUGUUGCGGAAGAUACUACUUGACCUGCAGAGAACCCACGAGGAUGAGUCUGUCAACAAGCUGCAUCCCUUGUACUCCCGAGGAGUGCUCUCCCCAGGCCGCCAUGUCCGAACAAGGCUCUAUUUCACCAGUGAAAGCCACGUCCACUCUCUACUCAGUGUCUUCCGUUAUGGGGGACUUCUUGAUGAGACCAAGGAUGCACAGUGGCAGCGAGCGUUGGCUUAUCUUAGUGCCAUCUCAGAGCUCAACUACAUGACCCAGAUUGUCAUCAUGCUUUAUGAGGACAACACAAGGGACCCCUUCUCAGAGGAGCGGUUCCAUGUGGAACUGCACUUCAGCCCCGGAGUGAAAGGUGUUGAGGAAGAAGGCACUGCCCCCACUGGCUAUGGAUUCCGUCCAGCCUCUUCUGAGAAUGAGAUGAAAACAGACCAGGGCAGCAUGGAGAACCUUUGUCCAGGGAAGCCACCAGAUGAGCCAGAUCGGGCACUACAGACCUCACCCCAACCCCCGGAGGGCUCUGGCCUCCCAAGGAGAUCACCCCUCAUUCGUAACAGAAAAGCUGGCUCCAUGGAGGUCAUGAACAUGCAGUGCACGGGGAGCCUGGACCUGAUCCCCUUGCGGGGACGGCGCCGCAGGAGGUCAGGAGACCUCCCCCGGCCAUCCCCAGCCAUCGGCCUACAGCCCCGGGCUGUGUCUACCACUCACCUGGCGUCCUGCACACAGGUGCUUUCUGAGACUUCAUCCUCGAGGCCUGGUGGCUACCGACUCUUCUCUUCGAGGGCCUCUACAGAAAUGAAGCAGAGCGGCUUAGGCUCACAGUGCACAGGGCUGUUCAGCACCACAGUGCUGGGUGGCUCUUCCAGCGCCCCGAAUCUCCAGGACUACGCCCGCAGCCAUGGCAAAAAGCUACCACCUGCCAGUCUGAAGCACCGAGAUGAGCUCUUGUUUGUCCCGGCCGUAAAACGAUUUUCUGUGUCGUUUGCAAAGCAUCCGACUAACGAACUGCUGGAUGACCAGCACCCUGUGGUCCAGUUGCUGCGCAGUUUUUCCUCUGACUGCUCAGGGGGCCGGCCGGUCUCCUUGGAUGCCACGCUGGCGCAUCACCUGCACCAGUGCUCCUACCACCUGCGCCUCUUCCGGAACUGGCUGCGCUCAGGCCAGGAUGACCCCGAGUGCCUCUACGGAUUUGAAGGGUGCUCCAUGGUGCCUACCAUUCAUCCCCUGGAAACACUGCAUAAUGCCCUUUCCCUGCGUCAAGUGAGUGAAUUUUUGAGUAAAGUCUGCCAGCGCCAUACUGAUGCCCAAGCACAGGCAUCUGCAGCCCUCUUUGACUCUAUGCACAGCAACCGGACCUCAGAGAACCAGUUUUCCCCACCCCGUGCUCUUCAUUCACCUAUUUUACAGCUGCGGCAGCGUUCUGAGAAGCCCCCCUGGUUCAGCAGUGGCCCUUCCAGUACUGUGUCCAGUGCUGGUCCUUCAUCUCCUACUGCAGCAGAUGGCAACUGCCACUUUGGCUUCAGUGAUCAACCUUCUGUAAGUUCAGAUGUGACUGAAGAACACCAAGGCCUUGAGCUGUUUCAGGAGACCCCAGGGAAUGCAGCACCAGUGCUCCCCAUAGAAGGAGAAAAAGAGCCAUUUGUAUCAAGUCUGCUCCUGUGGGAACCAUAUAUGGAGCCCAGCCAGUCAUGCCAGGACAUUCCUGAAGCUGUCAGCCACCCAUGCCAGGAGGUCCCUGGCAUUAGCCAGCCUGGCCUGAAGAACCAUGACAAUGUUAACCAGAUAUGUCAGAAAGUUCCUCAGCCACACCAUGAGGCCAGCCAGCUGUGCCAGAACAUCUUUGAGGAAACUCAUCAAUGUUGCCAGGAGAACCCUCAGGACAUCAGCCAGUCAUGCCAGGGGGUCUCUACAGCAGUUGGCAGAGUGGUCCCUGUUGGGGUCAGUGACUUAACCCAGGAAAUCCUUGUGGAAGUUGGCAAACUUAACCAAGAGAUCCCUGAGGAACUCAGCCAGUCAUGCCAGGAGUUCUCUGUGGAAGUUGGCAGGCUGGCCCAAGAGGCUUCUGCAAUCAAUCUGUUGUCUCGAGACAUCCCCGAGGUUGAAAGAUCAUCACAAGAGUUUCCUGUGGAGGGUGAUCUGCAGAUCCAGGAGGCCCCGGAAGAGGUCCAUCAGGUUCCCUGGGUGGUACCUGAAGCAGCUGGCCAGUUGCCUGAAGAGGAUGUUUCCCAAGCCAAGUGUCUAUCGAGUGAUACAGACCCUCAGAGCCAGUCUCUAGCCUGUGACCAGCACUCACCCUUUCCACCAGCCUCAUAUGAUUAACCAUUUCUCAUUAGUGGUGUCACACUAUACCAGCCAUGCAAGCUCGCAACUCUGCCUGUUGGCUAACUCACCUGCCAGUGUAUGACCUUGGUCUCAUCAGAGGCGCCUGAGGAAGCAAGUCCUCGUGGCAUGAAGCAUGCCAGUGUUGGGAGCAGAACCUGAGGGAGAGGCAGUUUCUUAUUCUAAGCAGCCACUUACGCCUCACCAUUAGACUUAAUAGGAUUUCCUUCAAGGGUGGGCUGGUCUGUCAUUUCCAGCCUCUUCAGAGAAUCCCAGGAAAUCCCAGAUUGUUAAAGAAAAUGUUAAAGAAAAUGUCACUAAACUGCUGAAGACACUAUCUAGGGACAGGGGAUUGAUUGCAAAAUGGGACUCAAGGUCUCUACUUUCCUGGGGGAUUCACAACUUCUCAAGAUACCCUUAGACCAUAUGUGCAUUCAGGGGGACUUCUGUCUUGGCUAGAAAGAACUCCUCAAAUGGACCCAGGAUGGCUAUCUAAAAUGUCUGGGGGGUGGGAAGAGAGAGAGAGUCCCCUUUCUAAGCAAACGUCCAUUAUGCCCAGUAAUCUUCAGCUUGGGCACAUGUGUGUUUUCAUAUCAUCCCCAGGUGCCCACUCUGCCCCAGUCUUAUUCCUCUGGGCGAUAGCUCUAGGGGGAAACAGGUAAUAGAUUCCAGUGACAGUUUCAAUUCAUUACUUAAAAAUUCUUUAGGGGGUUCUUGGCCAAUCUAUGAAACUAGGUCCCCUUUUAUUGUUGGACUAUUUGACUUAGAAGAUGUUGUAGUAGAGAGAAUCAGGUCUAUUUUAAGCAAUCAGCAAAGAUCAAUAAUGUACAGACGUGAGCAAAGAAUAUAUAUAUAUAUAUAUAUAAUUUCUGUAGUAGUACCAGGGUAUACUGGCUGAAGAUCAAAUACUCUGGAGGUUUGUCCUUGUAACAGUGUGUCUUUAGGGCCAAGUGUGAUUAUGAAGCUUUUCCCAAAGAUCUGGGGAUGGGAGUGGAGGGGGAGGGG